AUGAUGAACAGGAGAAAUAAUAUUAUCUCAAACAUCAAAAAAUAUCCUAGAUACAAUAAUCAUAUAAUUAAAAGCUUUAUCACUGAAGAUAUUUCCACUUUAAAAAUGUACAAUAAAGGAAAGAAAGAGAUUUCAUUAAAUCCUUUUAUAAAAUUAAUCAUAUUUGUUCUUUUCAUUGUGAUGUUACAAUACUCUUGUAAUUUGGACUCUUGCAAAUUUUUGAGAAAAAGUAACUUAGAAAGCAUAUCACAUUUAGGAACUGAAAGAUCUCUAGCAGAAGGUGAAGAUAUAAAAAUUAUCCUUAUAAAGUUGUAUAUGCCAUUUUUUUACAAUAAGAUAUUUAAAAUUAUACUAAAAUGUAAAAAUAAUAUAUAUAUAUAUACACAUUUUUUUUGUAAGUUUUAUAAUUUUGCUCUUUUAAUUUAUGGUUAG
Messenger RNA from Plasmodium relictum, 432 nucleotides. Its product is annotated as Plasmodium exported protein, unknown function. The record is from RefSeq and is a predicted model, not a curated record. Lineage: Eukaryota; Apicomplexa; Aconoidasida; Haemosporida; Plasmodiidae. The transcript has 2 exons. Bases 1 to 432 code for a protein of 143 amino acids.